This is a messenger RNA of Caenorhabditis remanei, 318 nucleotides long. RefSeq lists its product as uncharacterized. The transcript has 2 exons. The record is from RefSeq and is a predicted model, not a curated record. Lineage: Eukaryota; Metazoa; Nematoda; Chromadorea; Rhabditida; Rhabditidae. Bases 1 to 318 code for a protein of 105 amino acids.
AUGUUCAUCCGACCAAUGAUCAAAAGGCUUCACAAAUACAAACUGAUCGUUCCGAUGGCAAUCCACUGUAUAUCAAUGGCAAUUGUGAUGAUUUUGGUGUACUGUUCGGUACCGAAUGAGGCGACACAAAAGCCGACGAGCAAUAUGAAUGUGUUGAUUACACUGAGCCGCUAUCUCUCGAUCAUCAUCGGAUUCCUCCUGGGCUUCGCAGAUUUCACUAUCACUAUGACAAGAUCUGUCAUUUGUCAGAUUGCUGUGCCAGAGUACAGAGCAGAGAUGUUCAGUUUGACGAGGAUUUACAGUAGCGAGCAUAGGUGA